This is a messenger RNA of Parastagonospora nodorum SN15, 1821 nucleotides long. RefSeq lists its product as hypothetical. Gene Ontology annotation, molecular function: 3'-5'-RNA exonuclease activity; RNA binding. The transcript is spliced from 4 exons. The record is from RefSeq and is a predicted model, not a curated record. Bases 1 to 1821 code for a protein of 606 amino acids. NCBI's taxonomy places the organism in Eukaryota, Fungi, Ascomycota, Dothideomycetes, Pleosporales, Phaeosphaeriaceae.
AUGGCAUCUCAAGCCACACCAAGCCCGGCCGCCCCGAAUCUCGACCGGUACCUGGUGAUUCACGUGGCCACCACCUGCGACGAGCACGGCGUCUACGUCACGAAGGACUCGGCAGAAGUCAUUGAGCUGGGAUGGAUUCUGUUGGACGCAAAGUCGGAAAGCGUACUGGUCAAGCCCGUCAACACCCCAAUCACGGCACUCUGCACUAGCUUGACCACUCUCACCUGGGAUCAAGUACGCAACGCAGGAUCAUUCCGCGACGCCAUCGAACGCUUCACAACCUUUGCCCAAGAGCACACCAAGAACCUCGAGUUCGCAUUCGUCACCCUCGAUUCGUGGGACCUCAGGGUCCAAUUGCCGCGCGAAGCUCGCGACAAGGCGGUUGUCUUACCACCGUAUCUUCAACAUUCACGCACCUUCGACCUCCGCACAGAGUACCAGCGUUGGCAGGCCCACCACCCGGAGAGUCUGCCUUUCGGUUCCAGUGCUUUGACCAACAUCUGCGCGGCAUUGGAGGUAGAGCCCGUACAAUCAUCCGCUCCCAUCAAGCACAACCUGCCCUUUCACCUGCAGGCCCUUGCCCCCGCCUCCCCGCGCCGUGCUAUGGAAGAGGCCGUCACACUUGCCCGAGUUCUGCGAGGUCUCAUCCGAAAGAGCCAACCACCGCAGGACCAUCCUGACGUUCUUACUAAACCCAUGGAUGCUCGCGCUGACGUCCGCGCAUUCCUAUCGGAGCGCAGCAAGGUCCUCCACAUGAGUGGAUUGCCUCACGACACCACGCAGUCUGAGCUCGAGAGCUGGUUCACCCAAUUCGGUGGCCGCCCCAUUGCCUUCUGGACGCUACGUACACCUGACCAGCACAAGCCAACUGGUACUGGCUUCGCUAUCUUCUCUUCCCACGAGGAGGCUGCUGAGAGCCUUUGCAUGAACGGUCGCGCGCUCAACGAGAAGGCUAUUGAGGUCUCGCCCUCCUCGGGCCGCGUCCUCGACCGCGCUGCCGAGAUCAUUACUCCGUUCCCGCCUAGCAAGAAUCGCCCUCGUCCCGGUGACUGGAACUGCCCGUCUUGUGGCUUCUCAAACUUCCAGCGCCGCACUGCUUGUUUCCGUUGCUCUUUCCCCGCCAUGCAGCAAGGCCCACCGGCUGGAGAUGCCAUGGGAUACCCGGGAUACGGCGGUGGUUAUGGCCACCCUGGUAUGAUGGGACCUCCUCAGCACCACAUGGGUCACGGCGGUCAUGGCCACGGCAUGGGUGGCGGUCACAUGCGUGGUGGUGCCGGUGCUGUACCUUUCCGCGCUGGAGACUGGAAGUGCGGUGAGAAUGGCUGCGGUUACCACAACUUCGCCAAGAACACUGCUUGUCUGCGUUGUGGUGCUAGUCGUGCUGGAGCAGCUGUCGUUGCUGAUUCCGCGUUCCCCUCCCCAAUGGACACCCCCUCUGGCUUCGGCAUGGGCCCUUCCAUGGGCGGUACUCCUGGCGCCGGCCCCUAUGGUCCUGCUGGUUUCUCCGGUGGCUACCCCCCUCAGCAAUACGGAGCGCCGCCUAGCUCGUACGCUCUUCCCGCCGGUAUGGGCGGUGCUAGCCCUUACCCUCCUAUGAACGCCGGCUACAUGCCCAAUGGCGGUAUGCACGCUACGCCGUUUGACAGCCGCUCUGCUGAGGCCGCUUUCUCCUCCGCCGACCCCUACCCCAACCAGGGAGCCCCUAACGGCGGUGACGGUCGCAACGACCCUUUCUCUUUCUUGUCGACCGGAUUCGGCUCGCUUUCGAUGAACGAUGAUCGUCGCAACGCCUCCAACCCGGCCAACAAGUCGCCGGCGUAA